Messenger RNA from Ilex paraguariensis (yerba mate), 1347 nucleotides. NCBI's taxonomy places the organism in Eukaryota, Viridiplantae, Streptophyta, Magnoliopsida, Aquifoliales, Aquifoliaceae. The record is from the annotation of a GenBank genome assembly.
AUGGCUCAAGCCACAACGAGCUUUUAUGCCUUUUCCAUCCUCCUACUAAUGGUGGCGAUGGCCGAGGGAGCUCCGAAAGCUAAGUUGGUUAAAUGUAAGGACAAGAAGUUUAGUGAUUGUUAUCAGCAGCCACUUUUCUGCCCCGCAGAUUGCUUACGAACGUGUGUAGUUGAUUGUGUCUCGUGUCAGCCUGUUUGUAUUGCUCCACCACCACCUCCGCCAUCUCCACCACCACCACCGCCAAAACAAAAAAAGCGCUCACCUCCGCCUCCACCUCGUUCUUCACCACCACCAUCCCCUCCUCCUCCUACAAUUGUUGCCACCCCUCCUCCUCCUCCUACUAUUUUUGCCUCUCCUCCACCUCCGACUCCUGUUGCCAAUUCAACUCCACCUCUUCCUCCUCCUUCACCACCUUUGAGUCCUCCUCCCACCUCACCAUCAUCAACAUCUCCUAAGAAGGUUUACUGCAGUAACAAGGCCUACUCUGACUGCUACCGCAUGGAGCACUACUGUCCUAGUGCAUGUCCUGAACAAUGUGAGGUUGAUUGUGUUACCUGUAGCCCUGUUUGCAAUUGCAAUAAGCCAGGAACAGUAUGCCAAGACCCAAGAUUCAUUGGUGGUGAUGGAAUCACCUUCUACUUCCAUGGCAAAAAAGGCCACGACUUCUGCAUAGUCUCUGACUCCAAUCUACACAUCAAUGCUCACUUCAUAGGAAAGAGAAACCAAAACAUGAAGAGGGACUUCACUUGGGUUCAAUCCAUUGGCAUCCUCUUCGACAACCACCAACUCUUCCUAGGCGCCAAAAAGACGGCAACUUGGAAUGAUGCCAUUGAUCAUCUCGACCUAGCCUUCGAUGGGGAAUCCAUCUCCCUCCCUGAUGGUGAUGGCGCUACCUGGACCCCAGCCCUGACCUUGGCCUCGGUUGUGUCCAUCACAAGGUCUCAUGACACCAAUGCCGUAGUGAUUGAAGUUGAAGGGAACUUUCAGAUCAGAGCAACAGUAGUGCCAAUUUCCGAGAAGGAUUCGAUUAUACACAACUAUGGUAUCACUGAGGAGGAUUGCUUUGCUCAUCUUGAUUUGGGCUUCAAGUUUUACACAUUGAGCGGUGAUGUUAAUGGUGUUUUGGGUCAGACAUAUGCUGGGAACUACGUGAGCCGUGUUAAGAUGGGAAUCAACAUGCCUGUUUUGGGUGGAGAGAGAGAAUUUUCCUCUACAAGUCUGUUCUCCACAGACUGUGCUGUUGCUCGAUUCAAUGGUAGUUCAAGUGCUUCUUCGAAGAUUCCCGAAGUUGCUGACAUGAAUUGUGCAAGUAGGAUUGAUGGGAGUGGAGUAAUCUGCAAGAGAUAA